AUGUUUGAAAUACGAAUAAAUCACAGAUCAACCCCAUUCUCUCGUCUUGUACCAAUACUAGAUACAGUCAACAAGCCACAUAUGUUGGAAAUCUGUGAACUCAACGAGGCGUUUGAGGAGAAGGAUGGGGACUUGAGAUUUUCACACACGAAAAUCGUAGGCAGAGAUUGCGAUAAUUUCUUCUACGCCGUCACAGACCGUCGCUAUCGCUCCAAAUCGGAAAUUGAUCUAGCCGGCCUUGAACCUAUCCCAAUUCCACCCUCACACAUCUGGCCACCCUUUACAAAAGAAUUCACGCAAGCACCGGAUCCGAUGCCCCACAACUGUUAUAUCAAACAACCGUCAUUGAUCAAUUACGGCGAUUCGGGAGAACCAUCUGCAGUAAGACAACUUUUGGCAAACGAGGCUCAAGUAUGCGAGAUUUUGCGGAAUUCGCCCCACCCCAACGUCGCAAAGUAUUACGGAUGUAUUGUUCACGAUGGCCGGAUCACAGGUCUUUGUUUCGCUAGAUAUGGCAACAACUUACUGGAAACAGUGAAGUCCACUCGCCUCAUUAACGUGGACCGCUGGGUAAAUCAGAUUAGUCAGGGUAUCAGCCACCUGCAUAGCUUGGGACUUGUCCAUUGUGACAUUAACCCAAAAAAUGUAGUUUUAGAUGCCGAUACUCUUGUUAUCAUUGAUUUCGAUUCAUGUCGUAGGGAGGGCGAGAAAUUGGGUAUGAAAGCCGGAACGAGAGGUUGGACAGACGAAAGUUUCACAGUGGCAAACCGCCAGAACGAUCAUUAUGGCUUGGCCAAGAUUCGAAUUUUUCUCUCGGAUAGAAAUACAGAAUGA
This is a messenger RNA of Periconia digitata, 834 nucleotides long. The record is from the annotation of a GenBank genome assembly. Lineage: Eukaryota; Fungi; Ascomycota; Dothideomycetes; Pleosporales; Periconiaceae.